CAGCUUCGUGGCACAGGGAGGCGGCUUCAAUUUGCAAAGCGCGGAGUUCUUCACUUGGCGGCUUUCACCUGUGCUCAGUUUGGCGGCUCUAAAUACCGAGAAUGGAACCAGGAAAUGGCGGAAAUUCCCCCGAGCAGCGGCGGAAGAGGACUUACUCAGCCUCCUCGGAGCCGCUGAACUUGAUCAGGCGCCGAAACGAUGACGGCACUCUUGACUGGCGAUGGCUGGAAGAGAACGAACAUGCCCCUGGUGACCGAAGUUGUGGAACGAGUUCGGGUGAAAUCGCGGACCUGGAAGCGCCAUCCACAUCGCAUGGCCGGAGUAGGCUCUGGAUCGAGCCUUCUCCACCUCCAAAAGAGGUUUCAGAGCCACCUGUGGGCAUCGCCACGAGGUUCUUUCCCCCGUCGUCGCUCAUCGAUCCUUUUACGCCAGUGCUGAAGGGGAUCUCUGCGGGCAACUCUACCUGGCAUCGUCGCUCAGGAGUCAAUAGCGAGAGCACGGUCCCAAUGCCCAACGUGAGCCCCACGCAAGCUACUGCCCCGUGGGAGGAAGCCCAAGAAGAACAGCCCGGCCCAUCAAACAUGUCUAAACUGUAUCACUGAGGUCAUCCGAACGGCAACGCUCGAUCGUCACGAGCGCAUCAAUGUGACGACAAUGUAAUAACGUUUUUACCUUGAA
This is a messenger RNA of Dermacentor andersoni, 678 nucleotides long. RefSeq lists its product as uncharacterized. Lineage: Eukaryota; Metazoa; Arthropoda; Arachnida; Ixodida; Ixodidae. The record is from RefSeq and is a predicted model, not a curated record.